AUGAACGGCUGGAAAUUUUUCGCAGCUGAAGCGCCUGCCGCGGCUAUUGCGUCCCAACAAUCCCUCAGCACAUCAGCAGAACAAAUUCUCAGUCGACGAGAUGUAAAAAGCAAACUCAACGAAGCCCCUUGCAUUCUGAUGCUUGGCAGCGAAGAUCAGGGCCUGCAGAAAAGCGUUCGACAACAAGCAGAUGGCGUUGUGGUUAUACCAGGAGCUAUAACCUCCACAGGCGAGGAAGAUCGAGCGGGGGUCGAUAGCUUGAAUGUGAGCGUUGAAAAAAACGUUGUUAUGCGAGGCCUUUCUUGGGGACCCAUCAUCUACUGGUCCGGGCUUGUCGUCGUCUGA
Molecule: messenger RNA, 345 nt
Organism: Histoplasma mississippiense
Lineage: Eukaryota; Fungi; Ascomycota; Eurotiomycetes; Onygenales; Ajellomycetaceae
Exons: 1
Coding region: 1-345 (114 amino acids)
Biological process (GO): rRNA methylation
Cellular component (GO): mitochondrion
Source: RefSeq, a predicted model, not a curated record